Microcebus murinus (gray mouse lemur) is the source of this 702-nucleotide messenger RNA. The record is from RefSeq and is a predicted model, not a curated record. NCBI's taxonomy places the organism in Eukaryota, Metazoa, Chordata, Mammalia, Primates, Cheirogaleidae.
AAUUUCAUAUAACAUUUUAGAUAUCUUACAUUAAACAAAAAUAUUAUUUAAAUUAUUGUCACCUGUUUACUUUUACUUUUGAAUGUGCCUACUAGAGAAUUUAAAAUUGCUCUUGGCUGUGUGUCACAUCUCUAUUGGGCGGCAGCUCUGCAGUGUCAAGUCCAUGGCUCAGUCUCCAGGCCCUAGAGCCCUUUCCUGGGGAAAAGCUAGAAAGAGCCUGUUUAAAAUGAUAUUGAGCUUCAGAGAACCUGGAGCUCCAGCUUCUCACUGUGCAUCUGAGCAGGCCAUGGCCAGACCCCUGCGUACCCCACUGCUCCUGCUGGCUAUCCUGGCCGUGACCCUGGCUGUGACCCUGGCCAUGCCCCUGGCCAAGAACUCCAAAGGGGUGGUCGGCAUCGAGAAAGCAGAUGUCAAUGAUGAGGGCGUGCAGCGGGACCUGGACUUUGCCAUCAGCAAAUACAACAUGAGGAGAAAUGACUCAUCCAACAACGUAUUGGAUGAAUUAUUCAGUAUCUUUCAGCAGGCCGUUGUUAAGUUGUACCUGGACACAAUCCGGACCACAUGAAACAAGUCCCAGCCCUACUUGGACAACUGUCCCAGGCGAGGCCACAUCUGAAGAGGGAAUAGCUCUGCUAUUUUUAGAUCUACAGUGUUCGCUGGGAGGAUUCACUGACCUUGGUGAAUUCCAGCUGUCAGAAGGCC